AUGGAUACCCAAAAGAAGACCAGUCAAAAAAAAUCUAAUAGUGAUGAAGCCCCAAGACCUCACGUUUGUCCAAUUUGUCAGCGUGCCUUUCAUAGACUGGAACAUCAAACAAGACAUAUGCGAACACAUACGGGGGAAAAGCCUCAUGCCUGUGAUUUUCCCGGUUGUGUUAAAAGAUUUAGUAGGAGUGAUGAAUUAACAAGACAUAGAAGAAUACAUACAAAUACGCAACCCCGUGGUAAAAGAGGGAGAAAGAAGAAGGUUCAACCCAUUGAAGAUACAAACGGCGUCGCUACGACGACUGAGACAACGGCUAGGUCAUCGUCAUUAAAUCAUGGAGUGAAAUUUGAAAUUGGUGGGAAUUUUACAGAACCCACUGAAUUAAAACCUUCAAGAGUACCUAUUUCGUUAAGUAGUCACAAUAGUAGGACUCGUCUAAAUGCAUUAUCUUCUCUACAAAUGAUGACUCCUUUGGCUGGAGGGAAUCCGACUUUUAUUGAUAAUCCAAAAUCUUCUAAUACUACCAUUUUACCUAGACCGAAAUCCCUCACAGACGUUGCCAAUAUGCAAUAUCGAAAUAGAAGUCCCAGGGUGAAUAUGAGCACCGACCAACUGAAACGCCCUAGUUCAGCAUUAAGUUUGACGGACCUUCUCACUAAUGAUACAAAUAAUAAUAAUUCAAACGAUUCGGAUUCUGACCUAGAUGAAUUGAAAGAUCCAGGUAGUGAAUCUAACGAAAUAGGGGAUUAUUUACAGGAACAGUCAAGAAAGAAAUCUAAAACUUCUACUCCUACGACUAUUCUGAGUAGGUCUACAAGUGGUACAAACUUAAGUUCGACUUUCCUCACGCAUUUAAACAAUACCAAAUCAUUCUCCGAUGAAUUGAGUAAUAGGUUACUUGCAGUUCAGCGAUCUGAAAGCCCCCAAGGGAAGCAGCAGCAGCAACUUGAUAAUGCAGAGGCACUGCCACCAAUAAGAAGCUUGCCUUUACCUUUCAUAAUGGAUUAA
Kazachstania africana CBS 2517 is the source of this 1008-nucleotide messenger RNA. RefSeq names its product transcription factor MIG1 (gene MIG1). NCBI's taxonomy places the organism in Eukaryota, Fungi, Ascomycota, Saccharomycetes, Saccharomycetales, Saccharomycetaceae. Gene Ontology annotation, cellular component: cytoplasm; nucleus. The transcript has a single exon. Bases 1 to 1008 code for a protein of 335 amino acids. Gene Ontology annotation, molecular function: RNA polymerase II cis-regulatory region sequence-specific DNA binding. The record is from RefSeq and is a predicted model, not a curated record.